UGGAAGUCGUCAGAAAGAAAAGAGCUCACAAAAGACAGAGGUAUUAAAAUACCAGAAUUUUCUCGUAAACAUAAAUGGGACUUUAAAUCUUAUAAACUGUGAGCUGAAAGUGUUUUGCGCCCAAAAAGGUAAAGUGACGCUGUGACCGGUUCUUUUUUUAACUCCCAACUUAACUCUCAACUCAUUGAAGGGAAAAACAAUAACUGAGCUCUGCAUAUUAUUUUUGGAUUAAAUGGAAGCUGUGCCAAAUCAACAGAGAAACAGCCUGCAAAAUGUUGAGAAAAACAAAGCCAAAAACAAAAUCCCCAAUGAUGUUGAGAUGGAUAUUGAAAACCUGUAUGAAAUCCUGCCACAGCUUUCUCAAAUCUUUCGUAUCAUAGACAAAAUCGGAGAAGGUACUUUCAGCUCAGUAUAUUUGGCAGAAGCGCAGAUGAAUGACGGUUCAAGAAGGAUGUUUGCUUUAAAGCAUUUGAUUCCCACCAGUCAACCGAUGCGCAUUGCUGCUGAACUCCAGUGCCUGACUGUUGCUGGAGGGACAGAAAAUGUGAUGGGGGUCACUUACUGCUUUAGGAAAGAGCAUCAUGUGGUCAUUGUCAUGCCAUACAUGGAGCAUCAAGCUAUUGGGGAAAUUGCUGGAUCACUGGCUUUUGAGGAAGUGAAGCAUUACAUCUUCCAUCUCCUCAAAGCUCUGAGCCACAUUCAUAAGUUUGGCAUCAUCCAUCGGGACAUCAAGCCGACAAAUUUCCUGUAUAAUCGACAGAAGAAAGAGUAUGCUCUAGUUGAUUUUGGUCUGGCGCAGGGCACUACAGACACCCAAAUAGAACUGCUAAAGGUGGUGAAAUCAAAAGCUUAUAAAGGUGGUGGGUCUUCAGGGAUGGUGAAGGAUUCACUUGGAAAACAGAAACUUGUGCCUUUACCACCCAACAAUAGAAAUCCUGCUGUCCACUCCAGCAUUAAAGCACCUGUUAAAAGAUCCUUCCCACCCUCACGUGUUAAACACACCAAGGAACUGUUGGAAUCAAGGUGUGUAUUUGGAGAAAGAAACUUAAACAACACAAACACAAAGCCCAGCGUUGAGAAGGUUGAGGGUCAGCUGUUAAAGCCGAACAAAGAGGAAGCAGUCCCAUGCAAAAUUGUUUCCACAAAACGUCGUUUAGUCCCUGUGAGAGCUCCGCUGAAUGGUCAGGCGCAGAAAGACACUCCUGUAACUCUGACUCUGAGUGCUCAGAAACUCAACCCAGCCGCUGUCUGUCAGACACUCACCUGCAGCUGUUACAUGACUGACCGCAUCUGUAACGUCUGCUUGUCUAGGAAACAGCAGGUGGCUCCUAGGGCUGGUACCCCGGGCUUUAGGGCACCUGAAGUCCUUACUAAGUGCCCCAACCAGGGAACAGCUAUUGACAUGUGGUCAGCAGGUGUUAUAUUACUGUCGCUGCUGAGUGGCAGGUAUCCGUUCUUCAAAGCCAGUGACGAUCUAAUUGCUCUAGCUCAGAUCAUGACCAUUCGAGGAUCUAAAGAAACAAUAGAAGCUGCCAAUAAGUUUGGAAAAUCUAUAGUGUGCAGCCAGGAGCUCCCUCGACUAAACCUGAGGAUUCUCUGUGAGACUCUGAGAGGUUUGAGAACAUGUGAUGGGUCACUUCCUGCUGAGUUUCAAGUGUCACAUCACCCAACAGAUGCAGGUAGCGCAGCUAAUAGAGGCUCACUCAGGAGUGAUGAAGAGCUGCAGGAGAUGGGUUGGUACAAAGUGCCUGAUGAAGUAUAUGACCUCCUGGAUAAACUCUUAGAUUUAAACCCAGAAACAAGAAUAACAGCCGUUAUGGCACUGCAGCAUCCACUCUUCAAUGACAUGACAGAUUCAUUGAUGUAAAUCCUUGUUAUUUUUCUGUGCAUGUUACACAAAAACACAAUUAUUUGUCAUUUUACUGUACAAAGUUAAUGUAUUUAUGAUUUUUUUUGUUUCUUGCAUCCCUUUUGAGAAUCAGUUUUAUA
This is a messenger RNA of Triplophysa rosa, 1989 nucleotides long. RefSeq names its product cell division cycle 7 homolog (S. cerevisiae) (gene cdc7). Gene Ontology annotation, cellular component: nucleus. Gene Ontology annotation, biological process: mitotic DNA damage checkpoint signaling; protein phosphorylation. The coding region runs from base 233 to 1867 and encodes 544 amino acids. Gene Ontology annotation, molecular function: ATP binding; protein serine/threonine kinase activity. NCBI's taxonomy places the organism in Eukaryota, Metazoa, Chordata, Actinopteri, Cypriniformes, Nemacheilidae. The record is from RefSeq and is a predicted model, not a curated record. The transcript has 12 exons.